Arabidopsis lyrata subsp. lyrata is the source of this 1665-nucleotide messenger RNA. Its product is annotated as putative F-box protein At5g15660. Lineage: Eukaryota; Viridiplantae; Streptophyta; Magnoliopsida; Brassicales; Brassicaceae. The transcript has a single exon. The record is from RefSeq and is a predicted model, not a curated record. Gene Ontology annotation, molecular function: protein binding. Bases 460 to 1641 code for a protein of 393 amino acids.
UAUCAUAGGUAUGUUUUGGCAUUAAGUGGUAUAAGGAAUUGUUUGUAGGCCAAAAAUAAGUUGAAUUUCUUUUGAGAGAGCUUUUUACAAAAGAAAGAGCAUUGUUUCAAUAGGCUUUCACAAUUGGUCGAUAUUUUGAUCAACAUAUCAUAGGCAUAUCUCAAUUAAUAAACCGAAAUGUUAAUAUGUUUUUGCAAGAUCCUUAUUAGAAUCAAACCCUGAAGACCCGACCCGGUUGCGCAAAAUCCACUUUCCUACUUGGUUAAAUGGUCAAGCCCAUUAUGAACCGAUGCAUAUCCGUGAAGACCGGACCCGAGUUACGUAAGAUCCAUGCUUUAACAGUCGGGUAGGUAUAAAUAUUUCGUACGGAUCUGCUCCUUUAUAAACAUUGUCUCCAUUUUUAUUACUCAGCUGGGGUAGAGAGAUAAAUCUAGGGUUUCGAAACAAGAGCGAUCGAUCAUGAGAAGACGGCCGAGCAAAAAGAGCAAAACCGAGAACAACAAGGAUCUACACACGUCAGAAGAGAGAAUCAAGUUUGAUGAAAUCCCUCAUGACCUAGUGAUCGAGAUUCUUCGGAGAUUGCCUGCGAAAUCUGUAGCUAGGUUUCUCACUGUAUCCAAGUUGUGGGCCACAACUAUCCGCAGUCCAGAUUUCAUCAAAUCUUACCCGUUUGGAUCUUCGUCGAAGCCUCGUACCCUAAUCGUUUGCGACUUAAAUUAUAAGGAACCAAACCCAAAUGUGCAUUUCUUCAGGCCGUCUUCUUCAUCAUCAACAUCAACGUCUCUUCUAUCACGUGUGACAUGUCCGUUCACAUAUCCUCGUCACAUGGAGUACUAUUAUCAUCAUGUUAAUGGAUUGAUAAGCGUUGGAUAUGGUACAGAGCAAAUCGUAACCAACCCCAUCACUGGUAAGUUCAUAACUUUACCAAAACCUAGAACAAGGAGAAAGCUCGUAAGAAGUCUUUUCGGGUAUGAUUCAGUUAGUGAUCAAUACAAAGUGUUGUGCAUGACGGAAAGACUGCGUGGCCAUCCGGAAGAAGCAUCAUCUCAACAUCAAGUGUACACAUUGGGAGCUAAAAAGAAAUCAUGGAAAAUGAUCAAUUGUAGCAUCCCUCACCGUCCUUGGUCGUGGAACGGUGUAUGCAUAAAUGGUGUUGUGUAUUACAUUGCUAAAACGGGGGCGGGAAUGUUGCAGCUGAGCUUAAUGAGAUUUGAUUUGAAGUCUGACGAUCUGGAUCUUUUUACUAGUUUACCUGAAGAGAUUGAAACAAGUCUAUAUGAUUGCCUUUUGAUAAACUACGAGGGGAAAGUAGCCAUACCCACUCGCCCUACAGAUAAUACAUGUGAUGUGUGGGUUAUGAAUCAAGAAGGUGGAAAACUUGAAUGGUUGAAGAAAAUAAGUUUCAGUACUAAACCUUGGAAGGGUUCAUGUUAUCUAGUCGUCACAGGCACUACUCCUACGGGUGAGUUUAUUUUGGCACCAACGCACUAUUAUGAUUCGUUUUAUGUCUUCCAUUGCAAUCCCGACUUGAAUUGUUUUAGAAAGAUUACGAUUCAAGCACCCGGAGUCCCGAAGUAUAAUUAUCAUCAGAAACUUGCAUUUGUUUUUUCGGAUUACGUAGAGAGUGUUAGGUUGUUAUAGGAGAAGACAUUUUCAUGGUUUUGA